AAGCGACUGGGUUGACUAGUCCGACUGAUUUCGUUCGUUUUAUGGGAAUGCAGUCACCUGAACGGAUUUGUGGGAAGGGAGGAACUUUUCGAUGUCUGCAGAUUACGGAUUUGCCGUACAAGGCCGUAUGUGUGGGUUGGUGUGCUGAGCCAUAAACUCAGGAAAAAUGAGGACCUUGUGCUGCUCUGUAUUGCUUCACCACUUUCCCAUGAAAUGGAACAGCUGUUCCUGAUUGGCUGAGCCUCUCCUCUUGCUCCAGGCCCAUGAGGUAACCCCGACAGUAAUUGGUGAUGCCCGUCGCAGGGCCGUGAUGGGGCAGAGGGUCUCGGGCGUGGUGAAAUCUGCCGAGGAGUGCGAGGGGGCUGCGCUGGCCUUGCAGGUAGCCCUUGUGCCCCUUGGCAGGCAUGGACAAGGACACGGGCUAGGCCACACGUUCUCACCGCGCCUGGAGCUGCUGCUAGACAUGCCUCCAGCAGACCUUGCCACUCAGCUUGAGCACGCUUGGAACCCUGAAGAUCGCUCACUCAACCUGUUCAUCAAAGAUGAGGACCGGCUCACAUUCCAUCGCCAUCCAGUAGCACAGAGUACAGACUGCGUGCGAGGUAAAGUUGGUUUCGCACGUGGCCUGCAUGCCUGGACUAUCCGGUGGCCUGUGCGGCAACGUGGCACACACGCCAUGGUUGGGGUCGCAACCUCUCGGGCACCGCUCCAUGCUGUUGGGUACACGGCGCUUGUUGGCAGCGAUGCAGAAUCUUGGGGAUGGGAUUUGGGGCGGGGCAAACUUUACCAUGACAGGAAGAGCCAUACGGGCCCAGCGCCUUCAUACCCAUGUAGCCAGAACGAGGAUGAUGAGGACACGUUCUCCGUACCUGAGGAGGUGCUGGUGGUCUUGGACAUGGAUGAGGGCACAUUAGGGUUUUGCGCUGAUGGUCACUUCCUAGGCACUGCCUUUCGGGGCCUCAAGGGAAGGAAGCUUUAUCCGAUCGUCAGUGCGGUAUGGGGGCACUGCGAGGUCACAAUGACGUACAUCAACGGACUUGAGCCUGAGCCUCUACCACUGAUGGAACUAUGCAGGAGAGCAGCUCGUCAAGCUCUGGGCCGACAUCGCAUCCACCACAUCCACACACUCCCCCUGCCCCAGACUCUCAAAAACUACCUGCAGUACCAGUGAGAGUCACGCACAGCCCUGAACUACAGCACCAGUGACCUCAAUGCACAGCUGAACAUCCUACAGACUCCUUGUUUAGUCUUUUCUUUUCAUUAAUUUUUUUAAAAAAAUUUUUAAGCAAGACUCCACUUACACCCGAGUGAAAAGAGAAGUCUAUAUUAUUUGCAUUCAAUUUAGUUCUUGCCAGUCCUCACCUGCUAUCUAGUAUUACCAUGAUAGUUUAUCGAGUUAGCUUCCUUGCAAACUUGGCUUGUUUUGAAUUGCACAUUGCAAUAGUAAGCCAAUUGUUAACAAGCUUGCUAAGUGAACUUGGCUAGCUACUGAACGUCAAAUAUCUGCUGCUGGAGAGGAAAACAGCAUCGUGUCUUGCCUAGCUUAGCUAUUGUACUUAUUUUAUUGUGUAAUUACAGCCAAUUUCAUUAGCUACACAGUACAUUGAGCCAAAGAGGAUGAAGAAAGGCUAGUGGUGAUGUCAUGUACACCCAACCCUGAUCUCCACCCCCCUCCUCCCAAUCCAAAACUUGCUUCUCCCGAAAGCAUAGCAAAUUGUAGCAUCCGAUGUUGACAAUGGUGCUUCGGACAUUCACUUUUACAAUAUGUUCGGGUAAAAAGCAGAUUGGACUGAGCGUCUUCCAUAGAUAAUUAUGAUGUUUGUUAAUUUUUAUGUCACACUAAAUAUAUUUAAUUAUAACAGAGUCCUCCAUAUCAUGCACCUAAACACCAGGUCUUUCUUUUUUUUUUUAAACAUUUUAAAUAAAUUGUCUUCGCUGAGUGAGUACAGUGA
This is a messenger RNA of Ictalurus punctatus (channel catfish), 1952 nucleotides long. RefSeq names its product splA/ryanodine receptor domain and SOCS box containing 4b (gene spsb4b). The record is from RefSeq and is a predicted model, not a curated record. Lineage: Eukaryota; Metazoa; Chordata; Actinopteri; Siluriformes; Ictaluridae. Bases 311 to 1171 code for a protein of 286 amino acids. Gene Ontology annotation, molecular function: protein binding. Gene Ontology annotation, biological process: proteasome-mediated ubiquitin-dependent protein catabolic process; intracellular signal transduction. The transcript is spliced from 3 exons. Gene Ontology annotation, cellular component: SCF ubiquitin ligase complex.